Molecule: messenger RNA, 357 nt
Organism: Helobdella robusta
Lineage: Eukaryota; Metazoa; Annelida; Clitellata; Rhynchobdellida; Glossiphoniidae
Exons: 4
Source: RefSeq, a predicted model, not a curated record
AAGGUCAUCGGCUGGGGGGUCUCCUUCGAUAAUUUGCUGGCCGACAAAGAGGGAGUCCAAAUUUUUAUGGAAUUUUUGAAGAUAGAAUACAACCAAGAGAACUUGGUGUUCUGGUUGAAAUGUGAAGAUUACAAGAAAUUAUCUUAUGAUGAAGUUUGUUUGGCUGCCAUGGAGAUGUACAAGACACACGUGAGUGAGGAUUCCAUGGAGAUGGUGAAUGUCGAUUACAAUGUGAGAAAGAAGAUCGAGCAUGAGAUCUGCCAGGCCUCCGUCCAUCUUUUCCAUGAUGCACAACAACAUAUAUAUUCUCUAAUGAAAGAAGACAUCUACCCGAGGUUCAAGAGGUCGGAACUCUAC